AUGAGCACUCCAGCCCUCUCCAACGGCACAGAUGUUACCCCAGGCACGCCUCGCCUCAUCAUCGAGUUUCCUCCGGCUGCGGUAGUCGACGACCUCUCUCUCAUCUCCGCCAUCACCAAGCUGGUGAAUCUGGUAUUCAUCGAAGCAGAAGCCGGUAUCUGGAACCAUGGCUUCGUGCGCACCUCUGAUGCCGAGGUGGCAGACUUUAUCCGCAAGGGCCAGCUAGCCGUUGCCUAUCUCGCCUCUCCCUCAUUGACAUCCGAAGAUCAGGGACUUCUUCAAAAGGGCCAGCCGGUAGGAUGCGUGUGUGUCAAGCGGAGCUCAGACUCAAUGUGCACCUUGGGUAUGCUGGCCCUCGACAAGACGCACCAGGGACUCGGGCUAGGCCGCGAGAUAUAUCAGUUUGUGGAGGAGUACUGCCUGUCUCUGGGCUGCAAUACCCUCGGGCUGGACAUUUUGGUGCCGACGAGCUAUGCCCACCCGCUCAAGACGAGGAUGGAGGCGUGGUAUAGACGGCUGGGAUUCCAGCUGGUGAGGCUGGCCGAUUUUGCGGAUGAUUACCCUGCACUGGCGCCGCUGCUGAGCGGACCUGUGGACAAUAGAGUUUUCGAAAAGAAGCUGAAAUAG
Molecule: messenger RNA, 627 nt
Organism: Trichoderma aggressivum f. europaeum
Lineage: Eukaryota; Fungi; Ascomycota; Sordariomycetes; Hypocreales; Hypocreaceae
Exons: 1
Coding region: 1-627 (208 amino acids)
Molecular function (GO): acyltransferase activity, transferring groups other than amino-acyl groups
Source: RefSeq, a predicted model, not a curated record